AUGAGCUAUCAACUCACCUUUGAGCCGGAUUACCAGAAAACGGUACUCUACCAUCGGCAACUCAAAGCUGAACAUCCAGAAGCAGCUUCCGAGCUUGUCACGUCAUGUGAUCGUCAAUUCAUCCUGACUGGAGAUAAGGUUACUCUUCCACCAGCAUCGCAUCCAAACUCCAACAAAGCGUUGGUCAACUUCUUCAACACGGUUUUGAUGCAGAAAUUUGUCAAAGAGCCGGUGUUUGUCUACGCAGCGGAACUUUUCGAUGAGUUGUACGAGAACAAGUUCGCAAUGGAGACUGUGACUAAAAAUGAUUACACCAAGUUGUUCUACAAGCUGUUUAAGGUCAACGACCUUGUCUUGCUUCAGAAGAAGAUAAUCCUUUUCCCAAUCAACUACGGUUACACUUGGCAUCUCGUGGCUAUUAAUCAACCGUUGAAGUCAACAGUUGAGGGAGAAAACUGUGAUGUCUAUCUGGUGUCAGCGCAUCGUGUGGUGCCACAAUUCUCGCUGGCAAAGGUUAUCACCAAAUAUCUCGAGAUGGCUUUCUCGGUCAUGAACGAGACAGUUAUCAAAGAGAACUUCAAAUUCCAUGAGAUGGUCUUGGAGGAUUGUGCCAACCAACCACAAGUUCUUUGCUGUGUCUACACAGAACUUGCAUUCAAGAUUUACGAAUGCAAAAAGGAGAUGUCCCUGUAUUUUUCGGGAAUCAAGCCAGAUGUUCAACAAAUGAAGUUCAAUCACUACAUUUUUGCUCGUUACAUGCAAACCAUGCUUAACUGUUUUGCCGUUGAGCACAACGAAUUUGGACAAAUUCCUCACUUUAAUGUUAUCACCCUGGAGGAUGAGGAUCUUGUUUGGGUGGAAAAGACAGAUCUGGAUCGUAUCCUGAACCCAAACCGGCAGCUCCGAACAGUUCGUCCACUUCGCCAAUUCGCACCAAAACGGGAACCAAUUUCCGAAUGGAUGGCUAACCGGGAAGCAGCUCGCAAGGCAGAGGAGCCCACUUCAACAUCUGAUUUGUAA
Caenorhabditis remanei is the source of this 1020-nucleotide messenger RNA. RefSeq lists its product as uncharacterized. Lineage: Eukaryota; Metazoa; Nematoda; Chromadorea; Rhabditida; Rhabditidae. The transcript has 8 exons. The record is from RefSeq and is a predicted model, not a curated record. Bases 1 to 1020 code for a protein of 339 amino acids.